GUGUGAGAGAGUGUGUUAGUGUGUGUGUGUGUGAGUGAGAGAGAGUGUGUGAGAGAGUGUGAGUGUGCGCGUGCGUGCGUGCGGUGCGUGUUUUUUCUUUCUUUCUUUCCUUUUUUGUUGCUGCUGUGUGUUGGUUGUUGUUGUUGCUGCUGCUGCUGUUAGUUCAUUUCCGUUCCGUGUUUGGAUCAUGAAUAAACUGUACGUGGGGAACCUGAGUCCCUCGGUCACUGUGGACGACCUGAAGCGGCUGUUCUCCGAGCGCCAGCUGCCCGUCAGCGACCGCACCGUCUUACUCAAGUCCGGCUACGCGUUCGUGGAUUUCCCUGAUCAGAAGUGGGCCAUCAGAGCCAUAGAGACGCUCUCAGGGAAAGCCGAGUUGCACGGAAAGGUGAUCGAGGUUGAUUAUUCUGUUCCCAAAAAAUUAAGGAGUCGUAAGAUUCAGAUCCGGAACAUUCCCCCUCACCUGCAGUGGGAGGUUUUAGACAGCUUGUUAUCACAGUACGGCUCAGUAGAAAACGUGGAGCAAGUGAAUGCUGACUCAGACACAGCUGUGGUGAAUGUCACAUAUGCAUCAAAAGAGGAAGCUAAAGAGGCCAUUGAGAAGUUGACGGGCCACAGUCUGGAUAAUCACUCUUUCAGCGUGUCCUACAUUCUGGACGUGGAGGGCAGUGGGAACGGGAGUGAAGCAGGACCCCAGGCCCAGCGUGGGGCGUCCCGAGGAGGCAGAGGGGCGCGGGAGUCUGACUCUGCCCACUCCGGGGCCAUGGGGGGCCUGCAGGGAGCGCACCACACACACCAUGAGCUCCCACUGAGACUGCUCGUCCCCACACAAUUUGUGGGAGCCAUCAUUGGCAAAGAGGGUCUAACCAUCAAGAACAUCACCAAGCAGAGCCAGUCCAAAGUGGACAUCCACCGUAAGGAGAAUGCAGGGGCGGCGGAGAAGCCCAUCACCAUCCACUCGUCUCCGGAGGGCUGCUCACACGCCUGCAGGAUGAUCCUGGAGGUCAUGGAGAAAGAAGCCACCGACACCAAGACUGCUGAGGAAGUCCCUCUGAAGAUUUUGGCCCAUAAUAGUCUUGUAGGACGGCUGAUCGGUAAAGAAGGCAGGAACCUGAAAAAGAUUGAGCAGGACACUGGGACCAAGAUCACCAUUUCCCCCCUGCAGGAUUUGACUAUCUACAACCCGGAGCGUACCAUCACAGUGAGGGGAGGGGUGGACGAGUGCUGUAAUGCAGAGGUGGAAAUCAUGAAGAAGCUGAGAGAGGCGUACGAGAAUGACGUGGCUGCCUUAAAUCUGCAGACGGCAUUGAUCCCCGGGUUGAACCUGAACGCUUUGGGGAUUUUCUCUCCUGCUCUGCCUGUUCUGUCUUCAGCCACAGGGCCGCGUGGAGUCGCUUCGCUUCCUUCUACCUAUAACCCUUUACUGGGUCAGGCAUCAGCACUGGCGGGUUUGUACGGCUCUCCCCCUGCUUUACCCCUCCAACAAACAGCUCCAGAGCAGGAAGUGGUGUAUCUUUUCAUCCCUACUCAAGCAGUUGGAGCUCUAAUAGGGAAGAAAGGACAGCACAUCAAGGAGCUGGCACGGUUCGCUGGAGCUUCUAUCAAAAUCGCUCCAUCAGACAGUCCCGAUGCCCCGGAGAGGAUGGUCAUCAUCACCGGCCCUCCUGAAGCCCAGUUUAAGGCUCAGGGUCGAAUAUUCAGAAAGCUGAAGGAGGAGAACUUUUUCACCGCUAAGGAGGAAGUGAAGCUGGAGACGCACAUUAAAGUCCCCGCAGCCGCCGCUGGUCGAGUCAUAGGCAAGGGCGGGAAAACGGUGAACGAACUGCAGAAUCUCACCAGCGCUGAGGUCAUCGUUCCACGGGACCAAACACCUGACGAGAACGACGAGGUGUUUGUGAAAAUCAUCGGCCAUUUUUUUGCUAGUCAGACUGCACAACGGAAGAUUAGGGAAAUCAUCCAACAAGUCAAACAGCAACAACAGAAAAACCAGCAGGGGGCAGCGACACCAUCGCAGCACACCAAGUGACCAGCAGGGGGCAGCCAGCAAGCAGCAGCAGCCUAUGAAUGUAGCUCCUCCGAGCGCAAACCAAAUCGAGCAAAAGGCGCAAGAGAACGAAAACUACAAGCGGGAGGGAAACACACGAGAAGGACAAGCAACAAGAUCGAAACCAAAGAACCUUAUAAGACCUGAGCGAGCCUCACUCCGAGAGCAAAAACAACCCUGUGAGCGUUCCGAACAUCCGGAUGAGUGCGCCGGCGGGUGACGGGCGUUUCAAAUUCAGAACGUGUGGAGAUGCUGUGUUGGAUCUGUCCUCUGAAAAGCACACAUUAUUAGCGAAGUGGGAAUCCGGCUGCCUGUGAAUGAGAUGAUUUUACCAGCAAACAUCGCGCUUGUCUCCACACGGGAGCGGAAGCGGCAGCCGUAAGCACAUUCAGGCUGAGUGCGAGCACACUGUGUAAAUGUAGCCUGACUAGCAUUUAACAACGUGAACUGUUGAGCGAGUGACACAUAACUACCUGAGGGAGUGCUGAGUAAAGACGAAUAGGUGUAACAGUGUUCACUGAUUAGAAAACCAUAUUGUGCUUUCUAUUGAGUCGUCUGUAGCCUUAGAUAGUUUCAGUUAAACAAACAAAAGAAAAAGACACCUAGGGCAGAUUUUCCAACUCAGUUAGCAUGUGGUAAAGCGGUUAGCAUUUCCCAAUCACACUCUGAAAUUUCCUUCGCGUACAUGCUAAUUUGCACUUUUUAGUGUUUGUUAAUCAGGUCGUUAAUGUGAAUAAAUAUUCAGGCUUUAGUUUAUUUAGUUCUUUUAAAGCUUAGGACAAGAUUCUUAAUUUCACGUUAACAGCAUCCGAUAAUUAGCCUGCGUACUAACCCGCUUCUCCCGGCUUGCUUUCCUUUUGAUCCCCUGUGUUUCUUUCCCAGUUUUUUUCAAGCUCAUCUGAACAAGAUGGAAGUCUACUGACCUCUCCUGGCCUACAAAUUAUGAGGGAGAAAACAAAAUAACAAAGAGUUUAAUGCGAUUAUGAUUGUAAAAUCUCCAGUCAGCCUGAUUUUAUUGCAAAUGUUGUUUUGGGAAAGCCAGAGUGGCCUCACUCAUCCUAAAUACGUGUUCUGUACUAGAGUCAAUAAAAGCACUUAAAAUAUUUUAGCGUGCAAAAAAAAAAAGUGAACUGCAAAAGUCUGGUGAAGUGCAAGUGCAAUAAGAAGAGGCUGCCUACAAGCUGCAUUCAGGACACUUAAUCACGUCCUGACCAGGCCGUCUUAUAACUCGUGAAUGUAUACAGUGUUUCUACCUGCCUUCUGCAGCGCACAGCGUCCUGUCCUUUCUGUCUGUCUGUCUGUCUGUCUCUUUUCUUUAUUUUUUCAUCUUUUAAUUUUUUCUUUCCUUUUUUCUUUCUUAUCUUUCUUUUUCAAUUCAAUCUAUCUUUAUUUUCCCCCUGUACCCACCUUAAUUUUCUUUCUUUUUCUUUCUGUCUGUCUCUUUAUUUUAUUUUUUUCAUCUUUUAAUUUUUUUAUUUCUUAUCUUUCUUUUUCAAUUCAGUCUAUCUUUAUUUUUUCACCUU
Neoarius graeffei (lesser salmon catfish) is the source of this 3567-nucleotide messenger RNA. RefSeq names its product insulin-like growth factor 2 mRNA binding protein 2b (gene igf2bp2b). The transcript has 16 exons. Gene Ontology annotation, molecular function: mRNA 3'-UTR binding. Gene Ontology annotation, biological process: regulation of gene expression; nervous system development. NCBI's taxonomy places the organism in Eukaryota, Metazoa, Chordata, Actinopteri, Siluriformes, Ariidae. The record is from RefSeq and is a predicted model, not a curated record. Gene Ontology annotation, cellular component: cytosol; nucleus; cytoplasm. Bases 188 to 2026 code for a protein of 612 amino acids.